CCUUGGCUACAAUGAACGCAUAUUAUAUAUAAACAACUUAAUCAAACAUUUAAUACGAAAAAACAUUGAUUGCGUUGACACCUCUAAACGUCCAAUCAGUUCUGGUGGUGGAGUGAAUGACUCCCCUGAAUCUAUUCGCAGCUGCUCUGUCGCUUCCAUGAUCCACUUCAGUCCGGAUUUGGCAAGGAAAGGAACAGCUGCUGUAACGUUUUUGCAAUUUCAGGAGAGAAGACACAGACAGUAGUAGAAUAUGAGUGGUGGACAGGGGUCCCAGCAGCACUGGAGACUGCGAGAGCAGCAGCCGUAGUGGAUCAUGGCCGAGGACUAUUGGGAGCGUGCGGCGGCUUUGGGAUAUUAUUACUGCUGUUAAGAUUACACGAGCAACGCACACUUAUUCACUCACACGGGAUUUCAAGUCCACCGGGCGGUUGAACAGUGGCAGCCCCUCCACCCUCCUCAUCUCUGCCCCCCCUUCCCCCACUGAUGGACCGCAUGAGGAAGAUCAAACGGCAGCUGUCCCUGACACUGCGGGGGGGUAACAGCGGGGACAAGACCAUGAGCGAGACCAUCAGCUCUCAGGACACAGGAGCGCACAGCGAUUCCGAGGCCAUGCCAGUUGGGGGCAGUGGUGGUCUGCGGGGUUCAGUGAGAGGUUCGGGGGGUUCCUUCAGCAUGCACUCCCUCCUGCAGUCCUACAGCAGUGCUCUGCGCAGACCACGCAGCCUGGGCCGCAGUCUCAGCUCCUAUCUCAACCACACCACACACCUCGAGAUUGUCCAUGAAGAUGUAAAGAUGGGUUCUGACGGAGAAAGUGAUCAGGUUUCGGCCACGUCUUCCGAGGAGGUGCACAGCCCCGUCCGAGUUCGUCUGAGAAACAACCCCGGCCGCAAGAUUUCCACAGAGGACAUAAAUAAGCGUCUGUCUCUGCCAGCUGAUAUAAGACUUCCUGAUGGCUACCUGGAGAAAUUUAACCUCAACAGUCCACUGUUUGACAAACCGCUCAGCCGAAGAUUACGCCGAGUAUCGCUGUCUGAGAUUGGAUUUGGGAAGCUGGAGACUUAUGUGAAACUGGAUAAAUUGGGGGAGGGCACCUAUGCUACGGUAUAUAAGGGCCGCAGUAAGUUGACCGAUAACUUGGUGGCCCUGAAGGAGAUCCGUUUAGAGCAUGAAGAAGGAGCCCCAUGCACUGCCAUUAGAGAAGUGUCUCUGUUGAAGGACCUGAAACAUGCCAACAUUGUGACUCUUCAUGACAUCAUCCACACUCAGAAGUCUCUUACUCUUGUGUUUGAGUACCUGGAUAAAGACCUGAAACAGUACCUAGACGACUGUGGGAACUGCAUUCAUAUGCACAAUGUCAGGCUCUUCCUGUUUCAGCUGUUGCGAGGUCUGAACUACUGUCACAGACGCAAAGUACUUCACAGAGACCUCAAGCCUCAAAAUCUCCUGAUCAACGAUCGCGGGGAGCUGAAACUGGCCGACUUUGGUCUGGCACGUGCAAAGUCGAUUCCCACCAAGACCUACUCCAAUGAGGUGGUGACCCUUUGGUACCGCCCCCCUGACAUCUUAUUGGGUAGCACAGACUAUUCCACUCAGAUUGACAUGUGGGGUGUUGGCUGUAUCUUCUACGAGAUGUCGACAGGCCGGCCCUUGUUCCCAGGCUCCACAGUUGAGGAGGAGCUGCACUUUAUCUUCAAACUGCUUGGUACGCCCACAGACGAGACCUGGCCCGGAAUAACCUCCAACGAGGAAUUCAUCUCCUAUAACUACCCCCGUUACCGCGCCGACUGUCUCCAUAACCACACUCCACGAUUGGACAAUGAUGGAGUCGAGCUUCUGUCUAAACUGCUGCAGUUUGAGGGGAAAAAACGCAUCUCGGCAGAGGAAGCCAUGAAAAACCCAUACUUCCACUGCCUGGGCGAAAGAAUUCUCAAACUGCCUGACACUACAUCAAUAUUUGCACUUCAAGAUAUUCUGCUGGAGAAGGAGCCAGGAAUGAGGACAAGCUCGCUGUCAGAAUCAGUCAACAGCAUAUCUCAACGACAGAGCCUGCUCUUCUGAGGGCAUAUUGGGUGGCUCGGGACGGGCAGAAGAAAGAUAUACGGCAGGACGCAUUGAGACAUUUCCUGUUGUGAAGAUGAAGGGAUAUCUCUUUUUUUCAUUUCUGUGACUCAUUGCUAGUCCUGUGGCAUUAUGUGUGUAGAAUGGGUCACUAGCUGUUUACAUGGAGAUGCAGAGGACGAUAUCGUCAUGUUUGUUUGAUUUGUGGACUUGAUUUCUGUUUCAAAUGAUGAUGCACUCCCCUUACUCCCAUGUUCUUCCUGUUCACAGUACCUUCUCAACACUGAUUUGUCAAUCAAACCACUGUAAUCAACAAAUCAGAUGUAUGUUAUUGGCUAUCAGAUGACCUGCUUGGGUUUCAAGUGCACAAGCUCUGCAUCCGUUCCCUAAAACAAAUGUUUUUUUGCAAUACUUUUGAACUGUAAUCUAUGUAGAAGACCAUUUUAUGAAGGAAUGUCACUUAGAGCACGAAUACUGUUAAAAUCAGUCAACAACAAGCCAAGACAAUGAAGGUGAUCAAUCCAGUCUUCCAGAAUAAUAGUCCCCUUCAUUAUUGUAAUCAGCCCUCCUGUCCAAAGACUAACAUUUAGUACUAUGCCAACAUAGUGAUUCUGUGAUCAUCAACAAUAAUCUAUGUUAUUUGUAUUCAUCAGAACAUUGAAGUUAAGCUGUAUGUCAGUCUUGCUUCAAUCGACCAUGCUCCUAAUGAUUUCAUUUCUGUUUCUGUUUGCAAAAUCAUUUCACCUUCAGUUGUUUACAUUAUUAUUAUUGUCUUUGCCAUGCAAUACAUUUUUAUAAUCUAGAAAAUGGUUUCACCAAAGACCCCACAUCUCCUCUUUCUCUCCCACUUGCUUUGACCUGGAUUGAGCUUCCAAUUAUCAUCAUGUUGAAGUUGAACCCUCUCAUAACCCACUGAAGAUUCAUCAGCUACACUGUGUCAAGAACAAACAUUGGCAAGGAUUUUCUGCGUAAAGCAAGAAAGCCUCCUCUAUUCUCAUUUUCUGACUCGGAUACAGAGUUUAUGCCAUAUUGAUAAUAUCUCCAUUACUGCGGCACUCUAGCCGAAUUCUAUGGUGGUUCUGUCAGUGAGCUCAUAAUGGGAUGCCCGGGCAUGAGUGGAGAACGGGUUGGCUCAGGUUUCUGUCACUCUGCAGAACAGCUGAGUGCGGCAGAUAAUGUUUCACAUUUCGCCCCGGUUGUUCAUUCUCCGCAGGUUUUGGAGUGCAUCGGUGUCGCUUAACGCUCUGCAAAUCCAUCUCUGGCAUGUACACACCAAGGCCUCUAUCGUCUACCGUUCCACAAAUGUGAUUAUUGGGUGAAUCCCUCAAAAACAUGUCUGGGUUCUAUUUCAGCUUAAAAUAAGAAAUUAUAUUUUGCUUAAAGAAAGUUAUGUAUGUUUUUAGGACCAUUUAGAACCUUGUUUUCAUAACAACUAAGAAAUGGGACAUUUUAGUUUGCGUAUUUUUAGAAAUUACAAUGUUUAAUUAUGUAUACUUCAAUUUAAAGUAUAUAUACAUAUGGUAGUAUUAGUUGUUCUCCCUUUAAUAUAUGCUGAGGAAAAUACAUUAAUAAAUGCUACACUAAGAAUUUAAAGUAAUAUAAAAUCAUAAAAAAAUAAAAAUCCAGUGUAGAAAUUUGAUUUCCUAGAAUUUGCGAAAUUAUCAUAAAAAUAAUGUAACAAUGAAAUUUUAAAAAUGAUAUUAAAAAAAAUAUUAAUGGUUCUAAAAUAUGAUUCUAAAAUAUUAUUAAUUUUCUUUAUGCAAAAUGUAAAUGUUUUUCCUUUAGAUUUUGAGAUAAAAUAUGACCGAUUUUAUGACAUGAUUUCUUGAGAUUCACCCUGUUAGAACUGAACUUAUUCAGUUUCCAUCAAUGUUAUUGAAUGGAUGAUAUGUUUAGUAAAUAUUCAGGUUUUUAUUAUUGUUGUUAUUUCAAGCAAUCUCACAAAAACCUGUAAAGAACACGUGGGCCAUAUUUCAACCCAAAAACUUAAUUUUUAUUUUGCUUAAAGAAAAUGAUUUUCAGGGCCGUUCAUAUUUUUGCAUUGUUACAUUUAUUUUCAUGACAAUUAAGCACAUUUUUCUAAAUUGUAAUUAUGGUGAUUCCAAAAAAUUUAUGUGAUAUGAAAAAAACAUUUGCACUGUAUUAUAAUUUGUAUUUUAAUAUGUAUUGCAUUUAAAUAUAUAUAUUUAGUAUAUUUAAACCAAUUACUGUUUAAAUGAGAUUCACGGUCAAGAAAGAGAACUACAAAAGUAUGCCGAAGAUAUUGAGAAGUUGGGAUGGAAAUGUAUUUAGUUGUCAUGAAAAUAAUGCCCUUAAAAAAGUUUUAUAAAAAGGAUAAAUUUUCCUGAUGCAAAAUAUAAUAUUUUUAUUUGUAUUUAUUUUUGUUGGAUGAAAAAUUGCAUGUUUUCAUUUCACUCUUUUAAAGAUUUAAAAACCAAUGUGAUUACAACCUGUUCUCAAUUUCCAUCAGUUUCACUGAAUGGAUAUUUUUAGUAAGUUUUUGUUUUUGAGGCAAUCACAAAACUUUAGUCUUCUGGUGAUAUAUUGUGAUUUUUCUUCCUCCCUGCUUGAGUAUACCUGUGUGUGUAUGAGACAGAUUCUCUCAUUGAGGGAAAUGCAGACUUGCAUGGCAGUGUUUUAUAGUUUAAGACUGUGAUACAUUGUAAAUAGCCUUAGAAUUAUUAUUUUUUUGCAAAUCAGAGUGGAGAGUGCAAUGAAAUAUCCUCCUAACAUGGUAUAAUUUUUAAAAGAAUAUAAUUUUUGUUGUACUAGUCUUUGAUUACAUUGUUAUUGUGUUCUAAUUUUUUAUGAGAUGUAGUAACCAACAGAUGUUACUACCAUAGGAGACUUCUGUGGUGUAGAUAUUUGGUUUUGAUGUUUGUUAGUUCAUAAGAAUGAAAUGGCUCGUCUAAUUUAAAGCUUUCAUCUGGAAUGUGGACAGAUUGAUGUGAAAGGGCUUUAAUGGCUGAAUGUGGUUGUAGCUGGCUGUUCAUUACUGCGCAAUAAUUGCAAACAUAUACGCAAUAAUUUUUUUUUUUACACCUAUCCCAUUUUCAGAUAUAGCUUCGAAAUUAAUUUCUGGAAAAAGUGCAUACAGAUAUAUAUAUAUAUAUAUAUCAAAUAUCACCAGAAAUUGUCCAGCAAAACACAUGGCUGUAUUAUUGCCCAUUUUAUGUGGAAUCUAAUAAGUGUGAUUUUGAUAUGAUUGUGGGUGAAAUGCUUUUCUAAAUAGAGACAUUCUGAGCCAAUAUAGAUGUCAUACAUUUUUCCGUAUGGGUAAACAAUUUUGGUGUUUCUUUUGUAGAAUCCAAAUGUUUGGAAUGGGCAUUUAACUGCUAAAAGAACCUUGAUAAUUUAUCAGUACAGUAUUAUUAUCUAUUCAUAAUUUAUUUUGCAAUUGCACACAACAAGAGCCCAAUGUUUCUGGAUUUACAGCUAUUUAACUGGUGUUUUCAGGUUGGGAUUUUUCCAUAAGUAAAGGCAAGAGAAAGAUGCAUUUAGAUGUUAUACAGUACAAAUAUCUUAAAAGCAGUAAACACAUGAAGCAAUACUCAAUGUAAAUGCAUAUUUCUUUUCUUAUGGAUCUUUAAUGCAGGAAAUCCUCUCAGAUGGCCAUAGUAUAUUUUAUGAUUGACAAUAAGUUGAAAUAAUUAUGCAUAUAUGAAUGCUCCCUCCUAUAUAAGCUUAGGGGUGUUAACCCAAAUAAUAAUUGUAUAUGGUUUGGUGCA
Xyrauchen texanus (razorback sucker) is the source of this 5786-nucleotide messenger RNA. RefSeq names its product cyclin-dependent kinase 16-like. Lineage: Eukaryota; Metazoa; Chordata; Actinopteri; Cypriniformes; Catostomidae. The coding region runs from base 484 to 2058 and encodes 524 amino acids. The record is from RefSeq and is a predicted model, not a curated record. Gene Ontology annotation, cellular component: synaptic vesicle; nucleus; cytoplasm. Gene Ontology annotation, molecular function: ATP binding; protein kinase activity. Gene Ontology annotation, biological process: exocytosis; protein phosphorylation; neuron projection development. The transcript is spliced from 17 exons.